AUGGCUGAUAGGCAGCCGAGAAACCCCCGACGUGGGGGGGACGAUAGGUCCUUCAACGACGAGCCUAGCCGCAGAGGCAGAGGAGGAGGCGACCGGGGCGGCUAUCGCGACCGACGCAGAGAUGGCGAAAACGGCCCCGACCGAGCGCGCUACGACCGAGACCGCGAGCGCGAGCGCGACUCGGGUCGAGACAGAGACCACAGAAGAUAUCGGUCGCGCUCCCGGGAAACGCGAGACCGCCGGCGCUCACGCUCGCCUCUUCCGACGCGCGACAGAGACUACGACCGCCGCGACGACAAGGGCGGCGACAAGGGCGGCGACAAGGGCAGAGGCCAAUACCGUCGUCGCGAUGAGGGCAGGGACGGCCCUUCCUCGCGGGGCCGUAACGAUUACAGAGGUGGCGGGCGAGAGGACUGGCAGAGAUCCGGACGAGACCGUGAGAGGGACCCCCACCGACUCUCCGUCUCACCACGUCGUCGCUCAGCAUCACCACGACCGCGAACGGCUACCUCGACAAAGUCAGGAGGCCGAGAAGGCGGCGAUUUGCCAGACUCGGCACUGCCGACCAGAACUAGGACCGAGGUGGCCAAGCCCGAGCCAAAGCCCCAAGCGCCGCCUCCUGCACCCGUGUCGUUCAAAGUCAACAAGACACAGGGCCACCGGGACGGCAGCCACGGGCCAGAGCCGUUGAAGCAGCAGCACCCGCGCCAGCGCAGCGAAGAGGAGGAGAACCCCGACAGCCGCCACGAUGGCGAGCGCGACGCCCGCCCUUCCCACGACGAUGACUCCGACGAUCAGUCGCGGGGGCGUUUUGGCACGGACCCGAUGGACGAAGAUGACGAGGCCGACGAUGUCGUUGUCGAGGACGACGGCCUGGACGCCAUGCAGGCUAUGAUGGGCUUUGGCGGCUUCGGGACGACCAAGAACAAGAAGAUCGCGGGAAACAACGUGAGUGGGAUCCACAAGGAAAAGAAGACAGAAUAUCGGCAGUACAUGAACCGCGUCGGCGGCUUCAACCGGCCGCUCAGCCCGUCUCGCUAG
Lasiosphaeria miniovina is the source of this 1041-nucleotide messenger RNA. RefSeq lists its product as uncharacterized. The transcript has 2 exons. The record is from RefSeq and is a predicted model, not a curated record. Gene Ontology annotation, biological process: RNA splicing. NCBI's taxonomy places the organism in Eukaryota, Fungi, Ascomycota, Sordariomycetes, Sordariales, Lasiosphaeriaceae. Bases 1 to 1041 code for a protein of 346 amino acids. Gene Ontology annotation, cellular component: precatalytic spliceosome.